CUACCCCACACUACAGUUGGCAGAGAAGGGAUGAGUGGAGUUAAUGAUUACCCCAACAGUAGCCAAAACCGAAUGUCCCUGCUGUGCUCCAAGCCGGGCAUUUGGGUUCUGGAGAGAGCAAGAUGUCUUUGCUCUUUGGGGUUGGGGUAGCCUUCCUGAGUCUGGUGCUGGCGGCCAGAGGACAGAAGACAGAGCCCUUAAGCGGUCUCGGCGACCAGGCACCUUUCCGUGGAGCAGAUCGCUAUGACUUUGCCAUCAUGAUCCUCCCAGGAGGAACAGAAUGCUUCUGGCAAUUUGCACACCAAAGUGGAUACUUUUACUUCAGUUAUGAGGUUCAGCGGACAAUGGGACUUUCACAGGGCCGGCAUAUAACUGCCACUGCUCAUACCCCAAAAGGUUUUCUCAUUGAUAAAUCUCAGGAUAUCCGAGGUCAGAUCAACUUUUCUACCAAAGAAUCAGGCUUUUACCAGCUUUGUCUCGGCAAUCAACAAAACCACUUUGCCUCUGUACAAGUGUAUAUCAAUUUUGGAGUCUUUUAUGAGGGGGCAGACCUGGAAAAUAAUCAGAGGAAUGAGGAGAGACAAAAACUGAAUGAUACCUUGGAUGCCAUUGAGGAAAGUACACGAAAGGUUCAGAUAAAUAUCUUUCACAUGUGGAGGUACUACAAUUUUGCCCGCAUGAGGAAAGGAUCUGACUUUUUCAUUCUCCAAUCAAACUAUAACUAUGUGAACUGGUGGUCAAUAGCCCAGAGUAUCGUUAUUGUCCUUUCUGGGAUCUUGCAGUUGUAUUUCCUGAAGCGUCUCUUCAAUGCCCCCCAAGUCACAGACCCAAGAAAGCCAAGAUGCUAA
Messenger RNA from Sarcophilus harrisii (Tasmanian devil), 848 nucleotides. RefSeq names its product transmembrane p24 trafficking protein 6 (gene TMED6). The transcript has 4 exons. NCBI's taxonomy places the organism in Eukaryota, Metazoa, Chordata, Mammalia, Dasyuromorphia, Dasyuridae. The record is from RefSeq and is a predicted model, not a curated record. Gene Ontology annotation, cellular component: COPII-coated ER to Golgi transport vesicle; Golgi apparatus; endoplasmic reticulum-Golgi intermediate compartment. Gene Ontology annotation, biological process: intracellular protein transport; endoplasmic reticulum to Golgi vesicle-mediated transport; Golgi organization. The coding region runs from base 123 to 848 and encodes 241 amino acids.